Messenger RNA from Galendromus occidentalis (western predatory mite), 2212 nucleotides. Its product is annotated as sodium-dependent phosphate transporter 1-B. Gene Ontology annotation, biological process: phosphate ion transmembrane transport. Gene Ontology annotation, cellular component: membrane. Gene Ontology annotation, molecular function: phosphate transmembrane transporter activity. The transcript has 2 exons. The coding region runs from base 215 to 1678 and encodes 487 amino acids. The record is from RefSeq and is a predicted model, not a curated record. Lineage: Eukaryota; Metazoa; Arthropoda; Arachnida; Mesostigmata; Phytoseiidae.
CCCCGCCCGAGUCCCAGUCAUGUCAACGACAACAACACGAAGAAACAUGAGAACAAUCACAUAAUCACGAUGGCCAAGUGACCGAUGAAGGCGUUCGCCCAUAGACGCAAGCUAUCGCGGACUCCGUGGUACGAGCCGUCCACGAUCUGAGAAAGGCAUUUUCGGUGGAGGAAUUCUUCUUCGGCAGCCCGAGAGACCUCACAAGUGUGCCGCGAUGUAUUUGGACCCCAACGAAGUGAUAUGGAUUGUGGCGCUUGCGUUCAUAGUGGCAUUUUUCCUGGCGUUCGGUGUCGGCGCGAACGACGUUGCGAAUUCGUUCGGAACGUCUGUCGGCUCGGGAGUGCUCACGUUGAAGCAAGCGUGCAUCAUGGCCACGAUUUUCGAAAUUCUAGGAGCCUGUCUAUUAGGUUACCGCGUCUCGGACACGGUUCGUAAAGGAAUAUUCGAUAUCGCUAUCUACGAAGACGAUGAGAAAACUCUGAUGCUCGGAAAUUUGGCCGCUCUCUGUGGAUCGGCAAUGUGGAACAUCAUCGCUACAGCAUUCCGACUGCCGGUUUCCGGAACACAUUCAAUUGUCGGAGCAGUCGUAGGUUUCUCGCUCGUCGCUAGAGGAUUUUCCGGCAUUAAUUUUCGAGGACUGCUAAAAAUCGUCGCGUCGUGGUUCAUCUCGCCCGUGCUAUCGGGCCUGCUGUCCGCUUCGAUUUUCUACUGUAUACGGCGCUAUAUAAUUUCGCAGAAAAACGGCUUCGACAUCGGUCUGAGGGCCUUGCCGCACAUUUAUGGAGCAACGAUUUUCAUCAACGUGCUCUCGCUCGUGCUCGAUGGGCCGCCGCUCCUCAAGUUCGACAGGAUCCCAGGAUGGGCAGCAGCCGCAAUCUCAUUUUUGAUUGCGUCAUGCGUGGGUUUCGCUGUGUGGAAGUGGUACGUCCCCAAACUGAGGACCCAGAUCCAGACCGACGAAGAGCAGGCCGACGCGCUCACGGAGCCCAACAAAUCAUCCCAAGCGACUAGCGACCCUCAAUUAAACGUUGACUUGAUAACGGGAACCAAGACGACGAACGGUAUAACCAAAAGUGCGAGUGCCGCAUCCUCGGCAGCUAUGCACGCCGCACCGCCGACGGCAAAAACAUCUGAACUGCUCCUCCAGCCGCCGAAGCCGCCGAAAGAGAAACCCGAGGUGGCUCGAUUGUUCUCUUUCCUCCAAAUACUGACAGCGGUGUUCGGCUCAUUCGCUCAUGGAGGAAACGAUGUCGCCAACGCUGUCGGUCCUCUGGUCGCCGUAUGGCUAAUCUACACCGAUGGUUCCGUUCAGCAAACUUCUCCCACACCCUUCUGGGUGCUGCUCUACGGGGGGAUCGGAAUCAGCGCCGGAUUGUGGAUCUGGGGCAAGAGAGUCAUCCAAACGAUCGGUAACGACCUCACUAAGGUCACACCCACAAAUGGCUUCUCCAUUGAAAUCGGUGCGGCGUCCACCGUACUGCUAGCUUCGAAAUUGGGAAUUCCCAUCUCUACCACUCACUGUAAAGUAGGUUCUAUUGUAUUCGUAGGCUGUACCAGAAAUCAGCAGAAUGUCGACUGGAUACUGUUUCGUGGUAUCGUGGCCGCGUGGCUGUUGACGCUCCCCGUCACUUGCGCUCUAACGGCAGCGAUUAUGGCCGUUCUUAUGCAAAUAGGGUAAACGCAACAGCUCUCCAACUGGGAAGGACGCGCGCAAUUGUUUGGCAAUCGUCGAUCCGAUGGUCGUCGAUCACUGUCUCGAUCAGCCGACGAUCAGGUACCCACUCGAUUGGGGAGCCUGCGUCGCAAGGGAAAGUACCGCGUUGGACUCUAACCGCUAGAAGGUGGAUCUUCGGACAGCAUCUCGACAUUCAAAGCUAGACAAGCAGCAUCAAGCCGCAUCAACGGCUUCAGCCGUUGGGACAUUGGAUUCCGGAAUUCAGGAUUUCUUCCCAAAUUGAUCAACAUGACGCUCAUUGAGAGAGAAUCAUGCGGAGAGAGAGGGUGCCCGUGGAGGAAAAGUGUUUCCGAGCUCGGUAUGAUGAUUUGUUGUUGUUUAGAACUCGGAUGAGUGUUGAAUAGUUCGAGGAUUAUGCAGAUGAUUAUUUUUACAACAAUCAAAAGAAUUCGCUCAAUGACGAAAAGACUAUCGGGACUUUUUCGGCUAUCGUAGAUUGACUCAAUCUUACAAGUCGACGUGUACAUAAUUCAUUCA